Messenger RNA from Anguilla rostrata (American eel), 495 nucleotides. RefSeq names its product cytochrome c oxidase subunit 7A2, mitochondrial (gene cox7a1). The transcript has 4 exons. Gene Ontology annotation, biological process: mitochondrial electron transport, cytochrome c to oxygen; mitochondrial respirasome assembly; regulation of oxidative phosphorylation. The record is from RefSeq and is a predicted model, not a curated record. Bases 143 to 385 code for a protein of 80 amino acids. NCBI's taxonomy places the organism in Eukaryota, Metazoa, Chordata, Actinopteri, Anguilliformes, Anguillidae.
GUUCAGCUGAGAGGCAGAGUUUGUUCUCUCCUGCAGACCAUACUUUGGCUCCAGUUCAGAAGUGCUGCAAUAUCUGUGCCUGCCCUUUCCAGGGCCAUGAUCAGAGAAGCAGCCAGAGGCUCUGCACAGGGCGACACACAGUAUGAGACACUUACAGAACCUUCAGCAGCUCGCGGUCCGUGCCUUCAGCACGACGACCAGGCAGAUGAGGAACAAGGUACCAGAGCACCAGAGGUUAUUCCAGGCGGACAACGGCCUGCCUGUUCACGUCAAGGGAGGGACUGUUGAUGUCCUUCUUUACCGCUUCACCAUGACGAUCACCAUUGCAGGAACAGCAUACUCCUUGUACUCUCUUCUUACUGCCUGCCUCCCCAAGCAUAAGUAGGCAAAAAGAAAAAAGAAAAACCUGCCUGACUUCAUAACACAAACCACUGUGUGGCCUCUCUGUGUAAUUUUCACUGUUUGUAUUGGUGAAAUAAAACAUGUUAAAAUGAA